CCAACUCCAAGUCUCCAACCACAAACAACCUACCUUAGCACGACACACAAUUUAGCAGAAAAUGAGGUUCGGAUCGUUAUUACCAUUACUCCUCCUGGUCUCGGCGCUCAGAGCCGCCGCUCAGCAGUGCGGGAGCCAAGCCGGCGGAGCCAAGUGCGCCGGAGGGCUGUGCUGCAGCAAGUUCGGCUACUGCGGCAGCACUCCUGCCUACUGCGCCGACGGCUGCCAGAGCCAAUGCACCCCUAGCGGCGGUGGAUCGCCGCCUUCCACGCCGACGCCGACUCCCUCCGGGGGCGGUGGGGACAUCGGCGGCUUGAUCAGUCAGGACCUGUUCAACGAGAUGCUGAAGCACCGGAACGACGGGAAUUGCCCCGGCAAAGGGUUCUACACCUACGACGCCUUCAUCACGGCCGCCAAGUCGUUCGGUGGGUUCGGGACGACAGGCGACACAGACACGAGGAAGCGUGAGAUCGCGGCAUUUUUGGCUCAGACAUCGCACGAAACCACAGGUGGAUGGGCAACUGCACCGGACGGUCCAUAUGCAUGGGGAUAUUGCUUCUUGAAAGAGCAAGGCAAUCCUGGAGACUAUUGCGUUGCCAACCAACAAUGGCCUUGUGCUCCUGGCAAGAAAUACUAUGGACGUGGUCCUAUCCAAAUCUCUUACAACUACAACUAUGGCCCGGCGGGAAAAGCCAUCAACUACGACCUCCUGAGCAACCCGGACGCAGUCGCGACCGACCCUGUCAUCUCGUUCAAGACGGCCCUCUGGUUCUGGAUGACGCCGCAGUCGCCGAAGCCCUCAUGCCAUGCCGUCAUCACAGGCCAGUGGCAGCCGUCCGCCGCGGACAAUGCAGCGGGGCGGGUCCCCGGGUACGGGGUCAUCACCAACAUCAUCAACGGCGGGAUCGAGUGCGGGAAGGGAUCGAACCCGCAGGUGGUGGACCGGAUCGGGUUCUACAAGAGGUACUGCGACUUGCUGAAAGUCGGAUAUGGCAACAACCUGGACUGCUACAACCAAAGGCCAUUUGCCUAGCUUUUUUACUAGAUCCAAGUCAUUGCUCACGUGUUGCUGAUCAGUAAUAAGCCGAGAUGUACUUGUCCGGCGCAUUAAGCUGCGACUGCUAAGGUUUUUAUCCACACAAGAAGGUCUAAAUAAAGGAUAUCGACCAUCCUAUUAUCUCAA
Rhodamnia argentea is the source of this 1183-nucleotide messenger RNA. RefSeq names its product endochitinase-like. The transcript has 2 exons. The record is from RefSeq and is a predicted model, not a curated record. Gene Ontology annotation, biological process: cell wall macromolecule catabolic process; carbohydrate metabolic process; defense response to fungus. Gene Ontology annotation, molecular function: chitin binding; chitinase activity. Lineage: Eukaryota; Viridiplantae; Streptophyta; Magnoliopsida; Myrtales; Myrtaceae. The coding region runs from base 62 to 1033 and encodes 323 amino acids.